AUGUUGGUCCUCACAGAAACAUCCGUCGGCUUCGUCGUCUUCAAGCUCUCCAGCGACGCCAAGAUAGACAACAAGGACCUCUGGAAGGAGUUUGAGACCCCCGAGGGCGCCAACAAGGCCCUCAAGGUCCAGGCUAUCCAACGAUUCACUUCCACUGCCUCGGCCGUUGAGGACCUCGCUGCUGUUCAGGAGGGUCGACUUACCGACUUGCUCUCCAAGUUCAUCCAGGAGGCCGUCGCCGGAGGGGAGGAUGGCGAGAAGAAGAAGAAGAAGAAGAAGGUGGAGGAGAUGCUUGUGGUUUCUGAGGCCAAGCUUGCCGGUACCAUCAACAAGACCCUCUCCAUCCCCGUCCUCUCCGACUCUUCCACCCAGGACCUCUACCGAGGUAUCCGCCAGCAACUCGCCUCCCUCCUCGGUGGCGUCGACCAAAAAGACCUCAACACCAUGUCCCUCGGUCUCGGUCACUCUCUCUCUCGAUUCAAGCUCAAAUUCUCCACCGACAAGGUCGACACCAUGGUCAUCCAGGCUAUCGCUUUGCUGGACGAUCUGGACAAGGAGAUCAACAUCUACGCGAUGAGGGUGAAGGAGUGGUACGGUUGGCAUUUCCCCGAGAUGGCCAAGAUCAUUGUCGACAACAUUGCCUAUGCGCGAGUCAUCAAGGCUAUGGGCUUCCGAACCAACGCCGUCCACACCGACUUCUCCACCCUCCUCCCCGAAGAGCUCGAAGCCACCCUCAAACAGGCCGCCGAGCUCUCCAUGGGUACCGAGAUCGCCGACUCUGAUCUCGCGCACAUCAACCAGCUCUCCGACCAGGUCAUCUCCAUCUCCGAGUACCGAACCCAGCUCUCUGAAUACCUCCGCAACCGAAUGCAGGCUAUCGCUCCCAACCUUACUGCUCUUGUCGGCGAGCUGGUGGGCGCUAGACUGAUCUCCCACGCGGGCAGUUUGAUGAACCUCGCCAAGCACCCGGCAUCUACCGUCCAGAUUCUCGGUGCUGAGAAGGCUUUGUUCCGAGCGCUCAAGACCAAGCAUGACACCCCCAAGUACGGUCUCAUCUACCACGCCUCUUUGAUCGGACAAGCUCCCCAAAAGCUCAAGGGUAAAAUGGCCCGUAUGGUCGCCACCAAAGCCGCCCUCUCCAUCCGCGUCGAUGCCCUCUCCGACUCCGACUCCCGCUCCGAAGCCGCCGCCGCCGAAGUCGGUAUCGCCAACCGCGUCAAGCUCGAGUCUCGUCUCCGCGCGCUCGAACACCAAGCCGGUAUCGUCUCCACACGCCGCGUCACCGCUGGUUCCGCCAGGCAACAACCCAGGUUUGAGCUUAACGGCGCUGCGGGCGGUUCUUACAAUGCGGCUUCGGAUAACCCUACCAACCCUGCCGACUUGCUGCCUACUCAGCCCUCACCUGCUCCUGCCGCUGCUGCGGCUUCGCCCGAGAAGAAGGAGAAGAAGGAAAAGAAGGACAAGAAGAGGAAGAGUUUGGCGGCGGAGGAGGUUGGGGAUGUGACUAUGGACGGUGAUGAGGUUGCUGGUGAGACCAAGGAGGAGAGAAGAGCGAGGAAAGAGGCGAAGAAGGCUGCCAAGGCUGCGAAGAAGGAAGGCAAGGAGGAUGGCGAAGGCGAGAAAAAGUCCAAGAAGAGACGCGCGAGCGAGGCUGCGCCUGCUGAAGGGGGUGAUGCCGACGGCGAGAAGAAGAAGAAGAAGAAGAAGAAGGACGAGUAA
Molecule: messenger RNA, 1719 nt
Organism: Cryptococcus wingfieldii CBS 7118
Lineage: Eukaryota; Fungi; Basidiomycota; Tremellomycetes; Tremellales; Cryptococcaceae
Product: nucleolar protein 58
Exons: 6
Coding region: 1-1719 (572 amino acids)
Cellular component (GO): box C/D methylation guide snoRNP complex; small-subunit processome
Molecular function (GO): snoRNA binding
Source: RefSeq, a predicted model, not a curated record